Molecule: messenger RNA, 1907 nt
Organism: Neogale vison (American mink)
Lineage: Eukaryota; Metazoa; Chordata; Mammalia; Carnivora; Mustelidae
Gene: CLEC20A
Product: C-type lectin domain containing 20A
Exons: 12
Coding region: 1-1761 (586 amino acids)
Source: RefSeq, a predicted model, not a curated record
AUGUUGCUAAGGUGCUGCCGCCAUGCGGAUCCAGGGGAGGUCACUGUCCCUCUGCUGCGCAGCAGGGCCCACCGUAAGGGGUGGAGUGGGAAAGAAGAGACUCGGGAGGCUGCCUGCGUGGAGGCUGAAAGCUCUUCUGGGAACCAGGGCUGGGAGGGGGCAGCCGGCUGGGCGUUGACCGCCUCUCCCACCCCAGCCUGGCAGCCUACGAGCAGUGGCAAGAACUUCUCGAGGGUGGAGGUGGAGCUGAGCUGGUCCGAGGCGCUGCGCUAUUGCCGGCGGCACCACACGGACCUGGCCGACCUGCAGAGCAUGAACAGCGCGCGCAGCGUGGGCUCGCUCUACGCCCUCACCAGCAGCGCGCAUGCGUGGAUCGGCCUCUUCUUCGACGUGCGCAUUCAGGGCCUGAGCUGGUCCAGCGGCUCCGCCUUCACCGCGCCGGUGUGGAGCUCGCUGCCGGUCUUCAAGGAGGGCGUCUGCGCCACCCUGUACUCCAUCUCCAUCUUCCCCAGCCUGGGGGCCGCCUCGUGCACGGCGCAGAAGCCCUUCAUCUGCUACUACGACCCUGCUGUGGGGCACCGCCUCUUCACGGAGCCUGCUCUUAGCCCAACCACCUUUCCAAAGCCAGCCGUGGUCCAGAUUGGCCGACAGACGUUCCUGCGGUUUUCCCGGGAGCUGACCUGGCAGGCGGCCCUGCUCUACUGCCGCGGCCACCACACGGACCUGGCCGACCUGCAGCAGGUGACCGACGAGGCCGGCAGGGAGGACUUGAGGUCCAUCACUGAGGAGACUGAGGCCUGGAUUGGCCUCUACUUCAACCCAGCCUCCGGGGCCCUGAGCUGGUCGAGCGGCCUGGGCGCCAGCGUCCCCACCUGGCUCCAGGUGCCGAAGUUCGGGGCAGGACUGUGUGCGGGGCUCCGCACCUACGCACGCUACCCCCCCAGAGUGUACGCGCUGGCCUGCUCCGCCCUGAAGCCCUUCAUCUGCUUCUACGACCCCACCAUUGGGCACUGGAAACCAAACUGGAUGGGCAAGGCCAGGCGUGCAAGAAGCAGACCGCCACAGCGGGGCCUGGGGGAGCGGAGGCCGGUGUGCACCCCACUCUGUGCUGAGUCCGGCUUUGGUCGCUGGAUGCCACCUGUCCUUGUCCGCGGCCUGACGGGACCCCACCCCCCGCCCCACCGCCGCGUCCCCAGCCUUCCCUCCUGCUACAAGGAUGAGCGCAUGAGCGCCAGGCCCGGCUUCCACAGCAUGGCUCCAAGCUCACCUCUGGCCGCCCCCUGUCACCCCGCCAACAGCUCUCCAGCCCCCGGGGGACCACGCCGCCCCGUGCCCUCCCUCCUAGCCCACGCGCCCCAGGAGCUCCUAGCCCUGCAAGGAAGGGCCCUGGCCCCUGCAGGAGCUCCCCAGGACCGAAGAGAGCGCCUCGAAGCCUUCGGGCUCCUUGAGGACGGGAUGCAUGCCUCAGAGACAGCGCUGUCGUCCGUAGGAGCCGGCAGCGAUGAGAGAGAGACAGCCAGGGCCGCUCAGGCCCGAAGUCUGAGCUCAUCUAAGCACCCGGCGUCUGCAGAAACCACCCCGGCACCCGCCCCAGGGAAACUCUUUGGAAUCCUGAAAGCAGAUUUUACCAUCCCAGCUCUGACAGACCCAGAAGAUCUGAAAGACCAAUUUUUGAGGGAGAUCCAAGAAGUCUUAAAGCUUACAUUAGGCCAUGAGCAAUUCAGACUGAAAUGGGUUGACUGCGAAGUAAACAAAGACUAGCCCAUGUCGACUGACCUGGAGUCUGUUCUCGCAUAAUCUUCUCUGGGUUCUGAGGGCAAAAUUUUCAUUCCUAGUAGGUCAGACAAUACAUCUGUCCCAGGCUUUUAGAAAUAACUCCAGCUAUAUGGGGAGGCUAACUGGUAGAA